AUGAGAAUGUACUGGGGAUAUACCAUCGCAAGUGUCGCUCUGUUUGCAGUGAACGGCAAAUGUUGGCCCUACGAUGAGACCCUCACAGACUAUAACAUCAACGAGAACCAAACCGCGACGAAUCCAUUGGAUUAUUGGGGAGAAUGGCCCGACCACACAUACUUUCCCUCACCGGAUAACUGGCGCUUUCCUGUAUAUACGCUCUUCCUUGAUCGAUUUGUGAACGGCGAUCCCACAAACGACAACAUCAAUGGAACACUGUUUGAACAUGACAUUAGUUCGAAUCAGAUGCGGCAUGGUGGUGACGUGGCUGGUCUUCUCGACACUUUGGAUUAUCUACAGGGGAUGGGAAUCAAGGGCAUUUUUCUUGCAGGAUUGGUGUUGAUGAACCAGCCGUGGGGAUCUGAUGGUUACUCUGCGCUCGACACGACAUUGCUAGAUCAACAUUUCGGGACUAUCGAAACUUGGAGAUCUGCCAUCACGGAGAUUCAUGACCGGGGGAUGUAUGUUAUAUUCGACAACACGGUGUCAACCAUGGGAGACCUCAUUGGUUUCGAAGGAUACCUGAAUACAACCACACCAUUUUCGACCAAGGAGCACAAGGCAUCUUGGAAGUCUGGUCGUCGCUAUGUGGACUUUGAGUAUGGCAACAAUUAUAAUGAAACAUGCGAUUAUCCUCGAUUCUGGAAUGAGACGGGAUACCCAGUUGACGAUUACGUCUACGACGAAUUGAGCGGAUGCUAUGACAGCGACUUUGAUCAAUACGGCGAUAUUGAGGCAUUUGGUGUGUUUCCAGACUGGCAAAGAGAGCUCGCCAAAUUUGCAUCCGUACAGGAUCGUCUACGUGAAUGGGUGCCUAGCGUGAGAGAGCGAAUCAUUCGUCACUCCUGCAUGAUAAUCACAUCCUUCGAUAUUGAUGGGUUCCGCUACGAUAAGGCAACGCAAGCCACCGUAGACGCUCUUGGGGACAUCUCUGGUGCAUAUCGUGACUGUGCUAGAAGUGUGGGAAAAGAGAAUUUCUUCCUCCCCGGUGAGAUCACUAGCGGGAAUACAUUGGGAUCUAUCUUUCAUGGAAGAGGUAGACAGCCUGACAUGAAGCCCGAAACUCUGGAGGAAGCAUUUCAAUUGACCAAUUCGUCGGAUAUUGCUUUCUUCCUUCGAGAUCAGAAUCAGCAAGCAACAGAUGCGGCUGCCUUCCAUUAUUCUGUCUAUCGCUCACUCACGCGAUUCCUGGGAAUGGAUGGUAAUCUGGCUGCUGGGUAUGAUAUUCCUGUCAAUUGGACCGAAGCGUGGUACCAGAUGGUUCUCACGAAUGAUAUGAUCAAUGCCAACACCGGCAAAUUUGAUCCACGCCACAUGUACGGAGCAACCAACCAAGACGUGUUCCGCUGGCCAGCUGUUGAGUUCGGGAUCGAAAGGCAGUUGUUGGCACUCUUCAUCACCACGUUGCACCUACCGGGCAUUCCGUUGCUGUUAUGGGGCGAGGAACAGGCAUUCUAUAUUCUCGAUGCCUCAGCUGCAAACUAUAUUUACGGUCGUCAAGCAAUGUCGCCAGCUACUGCUUGGAAAAACCACGGAUGCUUCCAGUUGAAUUCCACUCAAUAUUUCGAGUGGCCGAUCAAAUCAGGAAGAUUAGGAUGCCACGAUGAGACUGUCUCCUACGACCAUCGUGAUCCUGCUCACCCCGUGCGAAAUAUCAUCAAACACAUGUAUCAGAUGCGACAGGACUAUGGUGCCUUGAAUGACGGGUGGUGGAUUCAGCUUCUCUCGAAUCGAACACAUAACAUAUAUCUGCCAGGCUCCAACGGGGUGCCGACUGAGACGGGGAUUUGGUCUGUUCUGCGCAGUCCCUACUAUCAGAUGCAGGAUUUAGGGGAGAUGGGAAAUCAAACAGUGUGGUUUGUUUACCACAACGACAACAAGACAGUGGAUUAUGAGUUUGACUGCUCCGAUCCCAAUGCCGCCAUCAUCGCUGCUUUCGAUGCCAAUACCACCGUUAAGAAUCUCUUCUAUCCACACGACGAGUUGGAUUUGCAAGAAGGUCCAGUCAAGCUGGGCUUGAACGGCUCUGAGAAUCACAAUGGCUGUGUCAACCUGAUCAGCCUUGCCCCAUACGAGUUCAGGGCCUAUAUCCCAAAGGACAAAUUCAUCCCACCGCGUCCCAUGAUAACCAAGUUCUUGCCAGGGCAUGAUGUUCCAUUGCUCUCUUCCGUCGCCCCCGAUAAAAGCGAGUCUGUGGAAAUUGGGCUAUUCUUCUCCACUGAGAUGAGCUGCUCGAUGGUGACAGACUCCAUAUCCCUGCAAUCCACGACCGAAUCUGGAAAAAUACCAUCAUUGGACCGUGAUAGCGUCAGUUGCGAGAGUAUGUUGCCCGAGACUACGUCGUGGUCCGGCCAUAUUCCUUCCACCUGGGCUUGGAGAGCAACUUUGACAGGAGUGUACAACGGUGUACAUAAGUUGACUGUGAAGAAUGCGACAAGCACUGAUGGAAGAAGCACCGACGCGGUCGAUCACUUCCUCAUUCGGAUCGGACAGCACGACAAUCCGAUCGUGUUUACUUCCGCAAACUAUUCGAGAAGCUUACUCCAUGAGACUACGAAUGGGUCCCUAUUCAUUUCGCAGCAUGCAGCUGGAGCCGACAAAUAUCGAUAUUCCACUAACUGGGGCAGCUCAUUUUCCGAGUGGCUUCCCUAUGAAGGGGGAAAUCAUACCAUCACGGAGUCGCCUUGGGCAGGGACAAAGAAGCAGAGAUGGGAUGGGAAACAUGUUCGGAUGGAAUACUGGAGUCGCCUUACGGGAAGCAGUGACUAUGUUCAAGAAGGUGAUGGUGUUGAUUGGAAUCCUAAUCGCCGUCGCCGCUUUCCUAAUCUCUUCUUCAACGGACCAUUCAACCAGUAUGGCUACGAUGCCGGCUUGGAUAACGUUGUGAGACAGGAUAGUGAUGGAAUAUGGAAGUUCCGCUUCAUGGCGGAAUGGCCGGCCCAGGGUCAACUGAAUGUCUGGGGAAUCAAUCCUGACAAUCAGCCAGACCAAAGCUAUAUCUAUGGUGACUCGAAUGGAGACUCGAUCCUCGAUCGUCUUCCACCUUCAUCGCUCAGUGUGACAUCGAUCAAUAUAACCAACCACCCGCCUGAUCCCCAUCUGGCAUGGAGACUUCAUCUUGAUGACUCAAAUUUACAAUUCAAAUUGGUGCCAACAGGAUCCAAGUAUGUUCAAAUGGCUCUAUUCGUCUUACUCUGGAUCGUGCCGGCCAUCUCGGCAUGCAUUUGCGCGUUCGUGUUCAUGAAGACGUUCUAUCGGAUCAAGUUCAAUCAGACUGGCGUGAGCGAAAAGAGAACACUCGUCUCUGAGGAGCUCAUCAACAAAUUCAAACUUGGUAAUAUCGAAGAAGGCCAGUCGAGAAACCCCCUGGUGCGCUUUUCCAAUAAGUCCAGAUUUCUUCAAAGCAGCUCGGCAUUUGGCAAUCGAACCACCCACCGGCGAAAGGUGCUAAUCGCCACCAUGGAGUACGAAAUCGACGACUGGGCCAUUAAAAUCAAGAUUGGUGGCCUUGGCGUGAUGGCUCAGUUGAUGGGCAAACAGCUCGGCCAUGAAGACAUCAUCUGGGUUAUACCCUGCGUCGGUGAAGUUGCCUAUCCGGUGGACAAACAUGCCGAAUCGAUGUUUGUGAUGAUUCUAGGAAACUCUUAUGAGAUCAAAGUCCAGUAUCAUCAGUCGAGAAACAUCACGUACGUUCUGUUGGAUGCGCCGGUGUUCCGCCAGCAAUCUGCUUCACAGCCAUAUCCAGCUCGCAUGGAUGACAUGGACAGCGCGAUCUAUUAUUCUGCCUGGAAUCAGUGCAUUGCUCAGGCUAUGAAGCGCUUUCCAGUGGAUCUGUAUCAUGUGAAUGACUACCAUGGCGCAGUUGCUCCGUUGUAUAUCUUACCGGAAACGAUCCCAAUUUGCUUGUCGCUUCAUAAUGCUGAAUUCCAGGGCCUCUGGCCUAUGAGGACACAGAAAGAGAAGACAGAGGUGUGCUCAGUGUUCAACCUCGACAUGGAUGUGGUUACUCGCUAUGUUCAAUUCGGAGAAGUCUUCAAUCUGCUGCACGCCGGUGCGAGCUAUCUCCGCCUCCAUCAGCAAGGGUUCGGCGCUGUUGGGGUGUCCAAGAAGUAUGGAAAACGCUCAUAUGCCCGAUAUCCCAUCUUUUGGGGAUUGCGGAAAAUUGGCAAUUUACCGAAUCCUGACCCCUCUGAUACCGCGGAAUGGAAUCGGGCUCUACCCAAAGAGCGCGACAUUGAUAUUGAUGAAGAGUUUGAGAUGAGGAGGGCAGAUUUGAAGCGUCAAGCUCAAGAAUGGGCUGGUCUGACACAAAGACCUGACGCUGAGCUGUUGGUCUUCGUGGGCCGAUGGUCAAUGCAAAAAGGAAUAGACCUAAUCGCUGAUGUGCUACCCGGUGUCCUGGAAGCUCGACCCAAUGUCCAACUGAUAUGCAUCGGGCCUCUCAUUGAUCUAUACGGCAAGUUUGCCGCAUUGAAACUGGAUCGAAUGAUGAAAAUCUACCCGGGACGUGUCUGUUCAAAACCCCAGUUCACGGUCCUACCACAGUUCGUCUUCUCUGGGGCUGACUUUGCGUUAAUACCGUCGCGUGAUGAGCCAUUUGGCCUCGUUGCCGUCGAAUUUGGAAGAAAAGGGGCUCUUGGGAUUGGUGCGAGAGUGGGAGGCCUCGGUCAGAUGCCUGGCUGGUGGUACACGGUUGAAUCGACGACCACUUCUCAUUUGUUGAAGCAAUUCAAGCUCGCAAUUGACAGUGCCCUCAAUUCCAAAGAUGAUAUCCGAGCAACCAUGCGGGCAAGAUCUGCGAAGCAGCGAUUCCCGGUCGCCCAGUGGGUUGAAGACCUGGAGAUCUUACAGUCCACGUCGAUUCGAGUCCACCAGAAGGAGCGAGCCAAGACCCAGAGCCAUUCCGCGGCCGCUGGGGCGUACAACGCAAUAUAUGGGAUGAUGACACCGCAGUCCCCAUCGAACAGGUCCGGGACUUUAACGCCGCCGUUGUUUGCCUCGAGUCGUCCGGGCACCAUGGGGUCCCUCCAGCGAAGCUCCAUAGUGUAUAGUCGCGACCCCAGCCCCGGCGGUGAUGGCAGACCCAAAUCAGGACCUGGACGCCCGAUGUCGUCCGAUGUUCGACCGAUAUCUGCCAGUAUGGAUCCCCGCGGUCGGCGUGAUUUUGGCCGCAGCGGUGGUGUAGACGAUGAAAGUGCUGGCGACAGGGCGCCCACCGAAGCGGAGGAAGACAGUGAUGAGGAGCUGAUGUCAACCUGCUUUGGAGAUGAUGAUUAUUCCAUAUCAACGGAGGGUGUAGAUUCAGUUCGACCACAGAAUCCUCAGCCUGGUGGUGCACUCACUCGAGAAGCCCUCUCUGCUCAACGCGCAAGCCAAGGCUCUUUGCUCGCUCGAUAUAGCAACACGCCCUCCAGCUCAGCAGCACCAAGUACCGUGGGCACCGAAGAUACCCUGGUCCCCCCUUCGCGUCCUUGGACUGAGCCCGGAAAUCGGCUCAGCAGCGCAUCCGUGUUGUCCGUCGAUUCAGUGGUGGGAGAGAAGAAGGAUUUCAAGCUUCAAAAAGUAGACCCAUUCUUCACGGACAGCAAUGGAGAGUAUUACAAGGUUUUUGAGAAGAGGCUCGAAGAUCUCAACGGCGCAAAUUCGGACACGCAGCUCUGUAUUGAGCAGUACCUCGAGAAGAGCGAAAAGAAAUGGUUCAACAAAUUCCGCGACGCGCGCCUCGGCCGGAAUCAAGGAUCGCCAUCUAGCUCUGUUUAUCGAGGCAGAGGGGGCCCUUCGCCUGAUGGAUCUGUCACCAACGAUGACGCGAUAUCUCGCGACUCUGGCCCUGAGAGGAAGGCAGGUCCGCACGAUGAGUUCCUGCUUGGAGACGACUACAUCCCACCGACGGGACUGAGGAAGUGGAUGCAGAUUCGCAUUGGGGAAUGGCCUGUUUACUCCCUGUUCCUGGGACUGGGUCAAAUCAUCGCGGCGAAUUCAUACCAGAUCACUCUCCUUACUGGAGAGGUCGGUCAAACCGCUGAGAAGCUAUAUGGGAUUGCCACGGUCUACCUGAUCACCUCAAUCCUCUGGUGGUUCUUCUUCCGAUACUGCAAAUCUGUGCUUGUCCUCAGUGUUCCCUGGUUUUUAUACGGCACCGCGUUCCUGAUCAUCGGCAUGGCACACUUCGAGUCCAAUCCUUACAAUCGCGGUUGGAUCCAGAAUAUCGGAAGUGGUCUCUAUGCCGCUGCUUCGUCCAGCGGCUCCAUAUUUUUCGCGUUGAACUUCGGAGAUGAAAGUGGCGCGCCGGUUAAGCAAUGGGUCUUCCGUGCCUGUCUGAUCCAGGGCACACAACAGGCAUAUGUCAUCGCUCUGUGGUAUUGGGGGUCGACUUUGACCAAGGCCAGCAAUGCAGGAAUCGCAAAUCUGCAGGGUGGCAUUUCUAACACAUGGAGAAUGACAGCGAUAUGUACGCCCAUCACACUCUUCCUUUGGGCAGUUGGCCUUGUCAUCUACUUCGGCCUGCCAAACUACUACCGUCAGACCCCAGGCAAGGUCCCGUCGUUCUACACAUCGGUCUUUCGGCGCAAGAUAGUGCUUUGGAACUGGGUGGUGGUCAUCAUCCAGAACUUCUUUUUGAGUGCACCUUAUGGUCGGAACUGGAACUUCCUUUGGAUAACACAGCACGCCACUGGCUGGCAAAUACUCCUCCUCUGCCUGGCAUUCUUUGGGCUUGCCUGGAUCGCAAUUCUCUUCCUGCUAGCCAGACUAUCGAAAUCUCACAGCUGGAUCCUCCCCGUCAUCGCCUGCGGCCUAGGAGCCCCGCGAUGGGCUCAGAUAUGGUGGGCAACAUCCGGAUCAGGUCUGUUCCUACCCUGGGCUGGGAGUUACACUGCUGGAGCUCUCCUUUCCCGCAGCUUGUGGCUCUGGCUCGGUGUCUUGGAUGCGUUGCAGGGUGUUGGAUUUGGCAUGAUCCUCCUGCAGACACUGACCCGUAUGCAUAUCUGCUUCACCCUACUUGUAUCCCAAGUCCUGGGAUCACUCGCAACGAUAUGUGCCAGGGCGUUUGCACCAAAUAAUAUCGGCCCUGGACCCAUCUCGCCUGACAUCACAGCUGGGGCGGGUGCGCUUGCAAAUGCUUGGUUUUGGAUUGCUCUAAUUCUACAACUCGCGAUAUGGUAUGUCCUCUCUCAUCACCUGUCUUGGAUCUCACUGAUUGUUGAAUUCAGUGGCGGCUUCCUGCUUUUCUUCCGAAGAGAGCAACUCUCUAAGCCUUGA
This is a messenger RNA of Penicillium olsonii, 7302 nucleotides long. The record is from the annotation of a GenBank genome assembly. NCBI's taxonomy places the organism in Eukaryota, Fungi, Ascomycota, Eurotiomycetes, Eurotiales, Aspergillaceae.